GRAGAUUAUCAUGAGCUGGAGAAGUCCGCCAAACACCAAAGAAGAAGAAAACACCAGGCGCGCGGAAGUUAGCUCUAAAUUUGAAUCACAGAUAAAGCUAAGUCGCUGUCCGCAAUGAUUCAGUGUGAUAAAUUUCAAGACUUGGAGGAGACUGGAGAGGAUCUGGUGGGCUUCAUCAACAGCAGUCAGCUUGAAAAACUAAAACAAGCGAAGUUGGAACACCAGGUUUAUUAUGAUAAACACGUGGAAACUAUGAGGACCGUGACUCAGAUUUUAAAAGACACAACACAGAUUGAGGAGAGUGCAAGCAGGAGGCUGUUGGACAUGGAGGAGGAGAAGAAGCACAAGGAGGAGGAGUUGGAGAAUCUGGAGGUGCAGCUGAGACAGUGCACAGCCAAGAGUCAAAUCACUGACUCAGAAUAUCAAUUCCUGCAAAAGGAGCUGGAGAGUCUGAGGAGCAGUGAGCAGGAACUGGUGACUCUGCAGAAUGAGGUGGAUGAAGACACCACAGAGGUCAUCCCGUCAACAGUAUACGUGACUCAGUUGUACUACUUAAUAACCAAGAUCAAAUGGGAGUACGACACUCAGCCCAACAUUUUAAAAGGAGUGCAUUAUGGGGCUGACCUGGCGACUCCCAUUAACAUCGACACGUCCGCUCGCUCUCCGAAGGAAGUCAGCGACCAGCUGUGGCAGUUUGUCAGCACAGAAUGGUAGAUAGAAAGACGCUAGAGAUGUUUUGUUUGUUUGUGUACAUACUAAUUUGUACUGUCAUACGCAUCAUUUAUAAUUUCCUGAAUUAAAAAUUUUAAAUUUUUGA
Molecule: messenger RNA, 817 nt
Organism: Austrofundulus limnaeus
Lineage: Eukaryota; Metazoa; Chordata; Actinopteri; Cyprinodontiformes; Rivulidae
Gene: spc24
Product: SPC24 component of NDC80 kinetochore complex
Exons: 6
Coding region: 115-714 (199 amino acids)
Biological process (GO): chromosome segregation
Cellular component (GO): Ndc80 complex
Molecular function (GO): microtubule binding
Source: RefSeq, a predicted model, not a curated record